AUGCGAACCAAAACCCCAUUGAUAGCUAUCUUGAUGGCGCAGGCCGCAAGCUGUGCGGUACAGCCUCGCCAUGAAGGCCACGAAGAACUAGGAGCAUCCGGUUCUGGAAGAAUACCUUCAUCUACAAUACCCAAAACUUCGGUUGUGUAUAUUACAGUGACCGAUUAUGUGACAGUGCCUCCAGCCGUUGGGUCUAGUAUAGUAUCUGCAUCUCAAACUGCAAGCAUCAAAAAGACGACCACAAAGAUUGUUACGGAAACAAUCGUUGUUCCUGCACCUCCUUUUCCAGCGACGGCGUCGAAAAGUGGAAAUUCGAGUCAUGGAGCGAGUAUUUCUUGCGGACAGGGCAACUCAAGCCAAAGCAUUUCCGUGCCUACAAAUCCGGGUGGAUUUGCAACAUCAGGGCUUCACAAUGAGUCUCUGACAUCCUUGGGAUUGGUACCGAGUCGAUCUUCCAGUGUACUUGCAGUCGUAACGGUCCUUCCCACACAGUCGCCGAAAGCUCCCCUCCGGCCAACUUCUGGGGAGGUUGUGCCUUCUACUUCUUAUCCGAACGUGAGCACAUCUUCGAGAGCCUCCCCAAGUAGUCUAGGUAAUCUCACAGAGGGUGUGUCCGCUUCUCCAAAUCCAUCGUCACCGACUAGUAGCACCAUGAGCGUCCUCAUCCCGCCCUUUUCGCAGAGCGUGCCACUCAUUCCAGGCUUCACAUAUCCGGCUAGAGCAUCGAGACCAGCAGUCACGUUAGUGUCAUCAUCAAUCGCUCAACCUACACCAUCAGCUGUUGCUCUUCGCCGAAGACAUUUCGAAACCUUGUCUCCGUUUAAAGACGGAGACGUACAUGUUCUUCCUUACAUUUCAGGCAGUCUCAGUCUCUACCCUCGGAGUGAAGACGGACACAGCACCAUCGUCGUGGUACAAAGUACUCGUUCCUCCCAGACCACUCGCAAGUCCUCAAGCUCGAAGCGCUCCCAGCACUCAACAGCUGUUGUUGUCAUACCUGUCGCACCAUCAACACAACGCGUAUCAACGGUGACAGUUCGACCUUCAGUUUUCACCUCCUUCGUAGGUUUCACAACACCAACUCCACAACCGUCAAUUUUUACUAGCACUGUGGCUCCUGUGGCUGGCUUCACAACAGUCGUUACGCGGGGGAAACACUGCCCAUAUCCUUACCCUGGAGAGCAUUGUAUGCAUCCUCGAACGACCUUCAUUACUUCUAUAAUUGAACCACCAAGCGAGACGCAAGGAUCAGGGAAGAACAAGGGGGCCGAGACUGGAUGGUGCCCAUACCCUGGCCAGAAGUGUUGA
Aaosphaeria arxii CBS 175.79 is the source of this 1308-nucleotide messenger RNA. RefSeq lists its product as uncharacterized. NCBI's taxonomy places the organism in Eukaryota, Fungi, Ascomycota, Dothideomycetes, Pleosporales. Bases 1 to 1308 code for a protein of 435 amino acids. The transcript has a single exon. The record is from RefSeq and is a predicted model, not a curated record.